AUGAUCUCCCAACUCCAGCGCCGGAGUAUGGUGGUCAAACGCCUCAAAGUGUUUCAGAUAGAGAGCAUUGUACGAGGAUACAUUACUGGGUCCGCUUGGAGCUCCUAUCAGGAGAAUGGCACGGUGUGCGGCAGAGGUCUUCCUCCAGGCCUGCAAGAGUCCGAGAAGCUGCAGCAACCCCUCUGGACUCCGUGUACGAAGGCCGAAGUCGGAGGAAAGGACGAGAACAUCAGUCCUGCGGAAGCGGCUCGAAUUGUGGGGCAAGCUUACGCAGAUCAAAUCGAACAGCUUUCGCUAGAGCUCUACAAAGAAGCCAACACUUACGCCGCUGAGCGAGCAGCCGCUUUUGGAGUGCUGAAAGAUUGGCUGGUGAAGAAUGGGAUGAAGGGCAAAGAAAUGGUGGAGAUGCCUGAUGACGUUGCGUUGAAGAGCAUCGACCGAUACAAAAGGGCGUAUCGAAGCAUCGUAGGUAAGGGAUGGGAUGCAGCUGAAGAGGCGGCCGCAUAG
This is a messenger RNA of Letharia lupina, 507 nucleotides long. RefSeq lists its product as uncharacterized. Bases 1 to 507 code for a protein of 168 amino acids. The transcript has 4 exons. Gene Ontology annotation, molecular function: phosphoribosylaminoimidazolesuccinocarboxamide synthase activity. NCBI's taxonomy places the organism in Eukaryota, Fungi, Ascomycota, Lecanoromycetes, Lecanorales, Parmeliaceae. Gene Ontology annotation, cellular component: cytoplasm. The record is from RefSeq and is a predicted model, not a curated record. Gene Ontology annotation, biological process: 'de novo' IMP biosynthetic process.